UCUGUGAAAGAUUCCAAAUAUCCUUGUUUUGAUUUAUAAUAUAAAUCAGCUUCAUUUGCUUCAGUUCUACUAGUAGAAAUUGAUAUUGCCUUAUUUGCAAAAGAGCCCUUAAGUUUGUUAAAAAUAUGAAAUAAAGUCAUUAACUACUAUCUUUUCCCUCCACGUAUUCGAGUGUUUAAAAGAGGAGCUUUUGAAUCUUUCCCUCUCUGACUCCAAAAUCCUCACCGGCGAUAUACAAACCCUAGAUUCGUUCCGCCGUCUGUUCUUCCAUCAAUGUCGUCGUUCAAUCCAUUCUCUACCCCACAGCAACCGCAACAGACUCCUCAAUCACCGUUUCAGACUCCGCAGCAGACGCCUCAACCACCCAACUCCUUCUUCUCGCAGCAACCGCAGAGCACUUCCUUCUUCUCUCAACCGCAACCGCAGCAACAACAACCACCGACGUUUCAGCCGCAGCAGCUCUUGUAUUUGUUCACGAACGAUAAAGCUCCGGCGAGUUACAGCACCGAAUGGACUGAUCUCCAUCCCGAUUCUCAGAACCUUCUCCUUGAGAUUGAGAAGAAGAUAAUGGAGUACAGAACCGAAAGCCAGAGGUUAGACCAAUCCAGCCGGCUUUUUGAUUCUUCUAUAUCCACUCAAGGUUUCGAGUCUGUUGCAAGCCGCAUUGUUCAGGAGCUUGGUGGGAUUAGUACUACCAUGGACAGACAGAAAGCUGUUCUCCACGAGCUUAUGCUGGUUGUUAAAGAUCUGCUUCGUAAUUCAGAGGUUGCGGUUGGUUCUUUCAUGAUGCUACAGCCAAGUGGGGGAGGAGGAGGAGCUGUUGUUGUCAGUGGUGGUGAUUCUCAGCAACCUCAGGCGCAGGGAGUUCAACAAGAAGAAGUUCAAGUUUCUUACUUUUACCGUGGGAUCCCAAAGAAACCUACUGCUUUUCUGCUGCAAACAGUUGUGAGGUUUGAGAAGUAUCUAGGCGAGUGCAGACAGUGGGUUGAGGAGGUGGAGCAGUUGCUCGCUUUGGAUUCUGACAAGUAUAGUCGACGUGUUUUGGUUUUGGAGUCUCUUCCGAAAGUCAUGUCUAACGUGCAUGACUUCUUUGUUCACGUGGCUGCUAAGGUAGAGAAUGUUCACCAAUACAUUGAAUCAAUGAGAAGAGCGUAUCUUGCUGACCAGCGACGGAGAGGAGAAUCCAAUGAUCCGUUUCUUGAGGCUGAUAGGAGGGAAAGAGCAAAACAAGAAGCUGCUGCUAAGAGGGUCCACCCAACUCUGCAUCUACCUCCUGCUGCUACCACUACUACAAGUACACAAACCUCAACACAAGUAGCUGGGUUAAUUACGUACUCAGCAGCAACUCCAGAGGUUUCAAAUUCUCCACAGACACCUCCAGCUAAUUUUCCAACAUCAGGAGCUGGCUUGUUUCCUGACACACCUGCUUCAGCACCUUCGAUUUCUAUCUUUGCUACACCACAUACACCAGUUUUCGGUGCUCCACCAACUCCUAGAUCUUUGUUUGGCGAGCAAACUCCAUCAAAUCCUGCUACGCCUUCGCAGUUUGUCUCAGGUCUUACACCUGGUUCAGGAGCAAAUUUGAGUUCUAUGAAAAGACCUUCAAGGUCCAAGUACCGAACUUCGCGACGUUAGGCACUUGAUUCUUAUCAAGUUCCAUCUCUCAGCCUUUACCAAGCGUCAUUUACUACAAGCCUUGAGCUCAUCGUGUUUCACUUGCUGGUUUGGUGAAAGUUGAAAACAGAUCUCACUCACUCACUCAUUCAUUGAAUUGAUGAUUGUAUGUUCUCAAAAGAAUAGUCACAGGGAACAAAAGUAAAUAGUUUAACAUCUUAUUCAUAUAGGAUUCUGGACAGUGUUGUUGUCUACAUGUUUCUCUUGAAUAUAUCAAUCCGUGAA
This is a messenger RNA of Raphanus sativus (radish), 1899 nucleotides long. Its product is annotated as nuclear pore complex protein NUP58. Bases 274 to 1635 code for a protein of 453 amino acids. The transcript has 7 exons. Gene Ontology annotation, molecular function: structural constituent of nuclear pore. Gene Ontology annotation, biological process: nucleocytoplasmic transport. Lineage: Eukaryota; Viridiplantae; Streptophyta; Magnoliopsida; Brassicales; Brassicaceae. Gene Ontology annotation, cellular component: nuclear pore. The record is from RefSeq and is a predicted model, not a curated record.